Abrus precatorius (Indian licorice) is the source of this 2179-nucleotide messenger RNA. RefSeq names its product cytochrome P450 71D10-like. Gene Ontology annotation, molecular function: heme binding; oxidoreductase activity, acting on paired donors, with incorporation or reduction of molecular oxygen; iron ion binding. The record is from RefSeq and is a predicted model, not a curated record. NCBI's taxonomy places the organism in Eukaryota, Viridiplantae, Streptophyta, Magnoliopsida, Fabales, Fabaceae. The coding region runs from base 119 to 1645 and encodes 508 amino acids. The transcript has 2 exons.
UCAAUGACUUGUAUCCUUUCAUACACGUCAAGUCCUUUGUAUGGAUACAUGUCAUGUCUUCAACUAUAUAUAGAUAUAUAUUGCAUUUCUCUUUGAAUCCAUCGACCCUCAUCUCAUCAUGAUUAUGGAGCUUCACAACUACUACCUUUUCUCUAUUUACCUUAUCCCCUCCUUUCUCUUUCUCUUUGUGUUGUUCAAAUUACUUCAAAGGUCCAGUUCCAGCAACGACACCACUAAUUUACCCCCAGGACCAAGAACACUACCUCUAAUAGGGAACCUACACCUGCUUGUUGGGUCACUACCUCAUCAUUGCUUGAAAAAUUUGGCAGACAAGUAUGGUCCAUUAAUGCACCUAAAACUAGGAGAGAUAUCCAACAUCAUUGUCACUUCACCAGAAAUCGUCAAAGAGAUUGUAAGAACACACGAUAUCAACUUUUCUGAUAGGCCAAACCUCUUAUCAACAAGAAUAGCUACCUACAAUGGUGAUAGCAUUGCCUUCUGUCAACAUGGAGAUUACUGGAGGCAAGUGCGAAAAAUAUGCACAAUAGAACUAUUAACUCCAAAGCGUGUCCAAUCUUUUAGGUCCAUAAGAGAAGAGGAAGUGUCAGAACUUGUUAGAAAAAUAUUAGCAAGUGAAGGGUCCAUUUUUAAUCUCUCUCAGCACAUUUACCGGAUGACAUAUGGGAUAGCAGCAAGAACAGCUUUUGGUAAGAAAAGCAGAUACCAGCAAGAGUUCAUAUCAAAACUUGAUGAGCAAUUGAACUUGGUUGCAGGAUUUUCUGUGGCUGAUCUUUAUCCUUCGAGUAGAGUGCUUGAAAUGAUUGCUAAGCCAAAAAUUGAGAAAGUGCAUAGAGAGAUAGAUAGGAUACUGCAAGACAUCAUUGAAGAUCACAGAAACAGAGAAAGUGAUCGCUGUGAAGGUGGGGAGGAUCUAGUUGAUGUGCUUCUCAAGUUUCAGCCAGAAAAAGAAUCAGAAUGUCCCCUAACUGAUGACAAGAUUAAAGCUAUCAUCCAGGACAUAAUCACUGGUGGUGGUGAAACAUCAUCCAGUGUUGUUGAAUGGGGGAUGUCAGAAAUGAUAAAGAAUCCAAAGGUGAUGGAAGCAGCACAAGCUGAAGUAAGAAGGGUGUUUGAUUGGAAAGGACAUGUGGAUGAGACACAGUUGCAUGAGUUAAUAUACUUAAAGUCCAUCAUCAAAGAAACCUUAAGGUUACACCCAUCUGUGCCAUUGUUAGUUCCUAGAGUAAAUAGAGAGAGGUGUCAAAUCAAUGGAUAUGAGAUACCAGCAAAGACCAGGAUCCUUAUCAAUGCUUGGGCAAUUGGAAGAGAUCCCAAGUAUUGGGAUGAACCUGAGAGUUUCAAACCUGAAAGGUUUCUUAAUAGUUCCAUCGAUUUUAAGGGCACAAACUUUGAAUUAAUUCCAUUUGGUGUUGGAAGAAGGAUGUGCCCAGGUAUUGCUUUUGCCACGCCCAACAUUGAGCUUCCACUUGCUCAGUUCCUUUACCAUUUUGAUUGGAAGCUUCCCAAUGAAAUGAAGACUGAAGAACUUGACAUGGCUGAGUCCAAUAAGAUUACUGCAGGAAGAAAAAAUGACCUCUUCUUGAUUCCCAUUACUCGCAGGCCUUUAAAUGUAUUGCCUAAGUGACUACUGUCAUAAACUAUUUAAGUUACCUUUACUACUUUCAGCAUUAUAUUUUGUAAUUGCUUCCAACUAUGUUCCAUUGCUAUACCAGGUGGAAUAAAUUGAAUUUGAAUAAUUAAUAAUAAAAAUUAUUAAAAAAAUAUCACUUCCUACAACAUCGAAGUCAUUGAUGAAAUUUUGUAAAGAAAAUUCAUGGUGUUCAUAUAUGAACUAACACAUUGAUUUCAUAACAUCAUUGUAAAUUAGAUUAUUUUCUUUCAAACAGAAUAUCUCUAAACACUUACUGAAUAAAAAUCAUAAACAAUUCGAAUCAAUGUUAUAAAACUUAACUCAGAUGUCGACUUAAUUAGGAUAGUGAGCUAACAUAUCACUAGUGGAACGAGUGAGGUGCUACAGUACAUGAAAACCUGAAAACUUUGAAGUUAGAAUUUAAAAAAAAAAAUCAUAGAUAAAAAUAAUCACUUAUUUUAAUUAUUAUAUGUUUUAUGCUUGCAAAAAAUAGAGGCAAAAUUAGCAAAACCAAAAAUCACAACUAGU